Messenger RNA from Nycticebus coucang (slow loris), 1523 nucleotides. RefSeq names its product high mobility group protein B1-like. Bases 449 to 1081 code for a protein of 210 amino acids. Gene Ontology annotation, biological process: regulation of transcription by RNA polymerase II. The record is from RefSeq and is a predicted model, not a curated record. The transcript has a single exon. NCBI's taxonomy places the organism in Eukaryota, Metazoa, Chordata, Mammalia, Primates, Lorisidae. Gene Ontology annotation, molecular function: DNA binding, bending.
CCAACCAUAAAAUGAUUUUCGUUGCUACUUCGUAACUGUAAUUUUGCUACUGUUAUGAACUGUAAUGUAAAUAUCUGAUAUGCAGGAUGUAUUCAGGUGACCCCUGUGAAAGGGUCGUUCGACCCCCAAAGGGGUCGCAACACACAGGUUGAGAACCACUGGCUUACAAGAGUGCUGUAACUGGUCUGACCUUCCAUCCAGACCACUCGAUCUUUAUAUCAGCAAUAAGGCUAUUUCACUUUCUUAUCACUCAUGUGUCCCCAGAACAGUACUUUUAAUUUCCUUCAAGAUCUUUUCCUUUACAUUCAAAACUUGGCUGUUUGGGUGUCUGGCUCCCGCUCUCACAGCCAUUGCAGUACAUUGAGCUCCAUAGAGACAGCGCCAGGGCAAGUGAGAGCCGGACGGGCACUGGGUGACUCUGUGCCUCGCUGAGGAAAAAUAACUAAACAUGGGCAAAGGAGAUCCUAAGAAGCCGAGAGGCAAAAUGUCAUCAUAUGCAUUCUUUGUGCAAACUUGUGGGGAGGAGCACAAGAAGAAGCACCCAGAUGCUUCAGUCAACUUCUCAGAGUUUUCUAAGAAGUGCUCAGAGAGGGGGAAGACCAUGUCUGCUAAAGAGAAAGGAAAAUUUGAAGAUACGGCAAAGGCAGACAAGGCCCGUUAUGAAAGAGAAAUGAAAACCUAUAUCCCUCCUAAAGGGGAAACAAAAAAGAAGUUCAAGGAUCCCAAUGCACCCAAGAGGCCUCCGUCGGCCUUUUUCUUCUUCUGUUCUGAGUAUCGCCCAAAAAUCAAAGGAGAACAUCCCGGCCUAUCCAUUGGUGAUGUUGCAAAGAAGCUGGGGGAGAUGUGGAAUAACACUGCUGCGGAUGACAAGCAGCCUGAUGAAAAGACGGCUGCAAAGCUGAAGGAAAAAUACGAAAAGGAUAUUGCUGCAGACCGAGCUAAAGGAAAGCCUGAUGCAGCGAAAAAGGGAGUAGUCAAGGCUGAAAAAAGCAAGAAAAAGAAGGAAGAGGAGGAAGAUGAGGAAGACGAAGAGGAUGAAGAGGAGGAGGAAGAUGAAGAUGAAGAUGAUGAUGAUGAAUAAGUUGGUUCUAGCGCAGUUUUUUUUUCUUGUCUAUAAAGCAUUUAACCCUCCUGCACACAACUCACUCCUUUUAAAGAAAAAAAUUGAAAUGUAAGGCUGUGUAAGAUUUGUUUUUAAACUGUACAGUGUCUUUUUUUGUAUAGUUAACACACUACCGAAUGUGUCUUUAGAUAGCCCUGUCCUGGUGGUAUUUUCAAUAGCCACUAACCUUGCCUGGUACAGUAUGGGGGUUGUAAAUUGGCAUGGAAAUUUAAAGCAGGUUCUUGUUGGUGCACAGCACAAAUUAGUUAUAUAUGGGGAUGGUAGUUUUUUCAUCUUCAGUUGUCUCUGAUGCAGCUUAUAUGAAAUAAUUGUUGUUCUGUUAACUGAAUACCACUCUGUAAUUGCAAAAAAAAAGUUGCAGCUGUUUUGUUGACAUUCUGAAUGCUUCUAAGUAAAUACA